This is a messenger RNA of Conger conger (European conger), 1230 nucleotides long. RefSeq names its product interleukin-17B-like. Bases 171 to 812 code for a protein of 213 amino acids. The transcript has 3 exons. Gene Ontology annotation, biological process: inflammatory response. The record is from RefSeq and is a predicted model, not a curated record. Gene Ontology annotation, molecular function: cytokine activity. NCBI's taxonomy places the organism in Eukaryota, Metazoa, Chordata, Actinopteri, Anguilliformes, Congridae. Gene Ontology annotation, cellular component: extracellular region.
UCACCUGGACCUCGUCGUCCUUGCGGAUGGGCAUGGACCUCACGUUGUACUUCUGCCGCAGCUCCUUGGAGAGCGGGGAGGACAUGAUCUUCCUGCGGAUGUGAGACGGGGCGUUGAAGUGCCUCUUGCGGUUCUUGCGCCGGGACGACGUGACAAACGGAUUCAGCUUCAUGAUGGCUGAGGGCGAGGCCAACAGGAGGGGAGUUAGAGGAUUUGAGCAAACGGUGUUUGUUCCAUUGAUGAUUUACGUGAUGGUGCUCCUCGCGCUGGCGGAACAGAAGGAGAGGCGGAAAGACGGGAAAGGCGGGAGGCGAAAACAGGGCCGGACCAAUAACAGAAUCCUGCAACAAAACUCCACUUUACAGAACAGCUCGCCCGAUCCUAUACUGGGAGGCGUGGAUGGCGGCGACCCCCAGGUGGUCUGGGAGGAGGACUUUGAGAAGAGCAUCGAAGAAAUGGUGAAGCAAGUGAGGAAUAACACGGCGCUCUCCAAGAACAAGUGCGUGGUGGACCGGCAGCUGUGGAUGUCCAACACCCGGAGCCUGUCUCCGUGGUCUUACAGGAUCAACCACGACGAGAACCGCAUUCCCGUGGACAUCCCGGAAGCGAAGUGCUCGUGCGUGGGCUGCAUCAACCCCUUCACCAUGCAGGAGGACCGCACCAUGUCCAGCGUGCUCAUCUACACCAAGAUCCCCGUGCGCCGGCGCCUGUGCGACCGGAUGUCCAAGAAGCCGCGCAAGAAGAAGAAGUGCGUGCCGCUGUACAGGACGGUGGUGGAGAGCAUCGCCGUGGGCUGCACGUGCAUCGUGUGACACCGGCAGCGACCGGCCCCUCUCAUCGUCCUCCUGCAACGUCGUUUUGUUACCCAUUAAUUCGUACCCCGGUAAACUAAUUGACAUGUCUGUGUCCGUGUGUUUGUAAGAUUGUAAUUACGUUUUUCGUUGCUCUUUAUUUGGCUAAAACUGCUGUAACCUUACUGAUAAUUCCAUCAGCUACAAACGAGGAAUUCGUGUUGAUAGUGCUGUUUGUUGACCAAGUAUUGCCUGUAUGUGAUUAUGAAACUGAAAGACAGAAAUUAAUUGUGCAGCACCUCCUCAUUCUCUAACGCUACCCGUGAAUAAGUGUACAUAGCAUGUUUCAGUUACAAUAAUAUUCUUUGUAAAUGUAAAGAAAACAAAACCAAUAUUUCUGUUGAUCUCUGUGUCUCUACCUGGAGAAACACACACCUGU